This is a messenger RNA of Dioscorea cayenensis subsp. rotundata (Guinea yam), 2466 nucleotides long. Its product is annotated as cation/H(+) antiporter 19. Gene Ontology annotation, biological process: regulation of pH; proton transmembrane transport. The coding region runs from base 1 to 2466 and encodes 821 amino acids. The record is from RefSeq and is a predicted model, not a curated record. The transcript has 3 exons. NCBI's taxonomy places the organism in Eukaryota, Viridiplantae, Streptophyta, Magnoliopsida, Dioscoreales, Dioscoreaceae. Gene Ontology annotation, molecular function: antiporter activity. Gene Ontology annotation, cellular component: endomembrane system; membrane.
AUGGCGAGUGCCGUGGUUGGGAAUGGCACACUAGUUUCCGCUAUGCCGAAGCCGAUGCAGAUCACAUCCCACGGAGUGUGGCAGGGUGAGUCCCCUCUCGACUCAGCCCUCCCUCUCCUCAUCGUCCAGAUCUGUAUUGUCGUUGCCCUCACUCGCCUCCUUUCCAUCCUUCUCAAACCUUUGCGCCAGCCCCGCGUAAUAGCCGAGAUAAUAGGAGGAAUACUUCUGGGGCCAUCUGCGCUUGGACGUAACAAAGCCUAUCUGAGCAUGAUAUUCCCGUCAAGAAGCCUGACGGUGCUGGACACUGUCUCCAAUGUAGGCCUUCUCUUCUUUCUCUUUCUGGUUGGCCUCGAGCUCGACCUCCGCUCCCUCCACCGCACUGGCAAGACGGCCUUCCUUAUCGCCCUGGCUGGUAUCUCCCUCCCUUUCGUCAUGGGCAUCGGCACAUCUCUCGUCCUAAGAGCUACCAUCUCCAAGGGUGCUCCCUCAGCACCAUUUCUUAUCUUCAUGGGUGUCUCCCUAUCCAUCACCGCUUUCCCCGUGCUAGCCCGCAUUCUGGCCGAGCUCAAGCUCCUCACAACCGAUGUUGGCCGCAUAGCCAUGUCGGCAGCUGCCGUCAAUGACGUAACUGCGUGGAUUCUCCUUGCUCUGGCCAUUGCACUCUCCGGCGAAGGGUCCCCUCUAAUCUCUCUAUGGGUCUUCUUCACCGGGGUGGGUUUUGUUGCGGCCGCUUUCUUCUUCCUUGUCCCUGUUCUCAAGUGGAUGACACGACGCUCCCCUGAGGGAGAGCCUGUGAAGGAAGUGUACAUUUGCAGCACCCUUAUUGCGGUGCUCGUCUGUAGCUUCCUGACGGACGCCAUUGGGAUUCAUGCUCUGUUUGGGGCCUUUUUAGUGGGAGUGAUGGUACCUAAAGAAGGGCCUUUCGCUGGGGUGCUGAUCGACAAAACAGAGGACCUCAUCUCCGGCCUCAUCCUACCGCUCUACUUCGUCUCCAGUGGUCUCAAGACCAACGUGGCCACCAUCAAUGGCGGCAAGUCCUGGGCGCUGCUCAUCCUUGUCAUCGCCACUACAUGCAUCGGCAAAAUCGGGGGCACCCUCCUCGUUUCAAUGUUAGUUAAGAUGCCUCCCAAGGAGGGUCUCGCCCUUGGCCUCCUCAUGAACACCAAAGGUCUCGUGGAGCUCAUUGUCCUCAACAUUGGCAAGGAUCGCAAGGUACUGAAUGAUGAAACAUUUGCCAUCAUGGUGCUUAUGGCCUUGUUCACGACCUUCAUCACCUCUCCACUCGUAAUGGCCGUAUACAAGCCUGCCCGGCUCGCUGCGCCCUACAAGCAUCGCAGCAUCCAACGGAAGGACAAAGAGAGCGAGCUCCGGUUAGUAAUCUGCUUCCAUGGCAACCGUAACAUCCCCACCCUCAUCAACCUUGUGGAAUCCUCCCGGGGCAUUCGAAAGCGAGGGCUCACAGUAUAUGCCAUGCACCUUAUGGAGCUUUCAGAGAGGUCUUCAGCCAUCUCCAUGGUCCACAAGGCCCGAAACAACGGUCUCCCAUUCUGGAACAAGCGUCCCAUUGGACAAGAUGGCGGUGACCAGGUCGUUGUCGCUUUCCAGGCCUACCAGCAGCUCAGCCAAGUCUCCAUCCGGCCAAUGACAGCUAUCUCCGAUCUCCACACCAUCCACGAGGACGUAGUCACCAGUGCACACCAGAAGCGUGCAGCCCUGAUCCUGCUCCCAUUUCACAAGCUGCAGCAGCUGGACGGCUCCCUGGAGAGCAUUGGCAACGCCUACCAGCAUGUCAACCAGCGUGUGCUCCGCUACGCUACUUGCUCCGUCGGUAUCCUUGUUGACAGGGGACUUGGCGGAACCACUCAGGUCUCAUCCAGUGAUGUUUCGUACACCAUCACAGUGCUCUUCUUUGGUGGUCCGGAUGACCGUGAGGCCCUCGCUUAUGGAGCCCGUAUGGCGGAGCAUCCUGGCAUCGCGCUCAAGGUCCUCAGGUUCACUGCACAGCCUGGGACAUCCUCCUUGUUGGGAUCCCAAGGCGGAGCCAGUGAAGGAAGUGUUAGCAUUAAGAUAGAAGCCAAUGAGCUUUCCUUGGACCUAGCGAGCAUCAAUGAGCUCAAGAAUCAAGUGCCUGAUGCAGCCACUUCCCAGUCCAUCGAAUACCAAGAGAAGGUGGUUGGAGGUAAACAGGACAUCACGGCAGGCAUCUCCACAUUGAGCAGGUGCAACCUGUUCCUUGUAGGAAGAAGCCCGCGGAUUGCGCCUUUGAUGGGCAAAGUGGAAUUCCCUGAACUUGGUCCCGUGGGAAGUUAUCUGGCAUCUUCAGACUUCUCCACAACAGCCUCAGUGCUUGUCAUGAAGAACUAUGAUCCGAUAGUGGAUGCCUCACCUGUUGUACAGGAGACCUUUGAUUUGGAAGAAGUACCUGACACUCCAAUGUGCAAUGCUGCAGUUCAGUCCAACCCCUGA